AUGUGGGAGGUGGGGCCGGAGGAGGCGCGCAGAGCGGCUCUGACAGGAGCAGGUCGGGAGGGCAAGCCUGGCGGGAAGCUGAGCGCCGAGAGCCGGGGUGCCGGCGCCCGAGCAGCGGUUCUCCGCACUCACUCUCCUCCGCUCGUCGGCCGGAGCGCUGCCUCCGAGCCCGGCAGCUCGCGGCCGUCGCCCGCGCAGCCCCGAGGGCCCCUCGCCUCACCUGCACGUGCCGCACCCCGCGCGCCCCGUCCGGCCGCCGCAAUGAGCGAGCUUAAUACCAAAACAUCCCCAGCAACCAACCAGGCACCUGGCCCAGAGGAAAAGGGGAAAGCUGGCAAUGCCAAGAAGGCUGAGGAGGAGGAGGAGAUCGACAUUGAUCUGACGGCUCCAGAAACAGAGAAGGCUGCCCUUGCUAUUCAGGGCAAGUUCCGGCGAUUCCAGAAAAGGAAAAAGGAUCCCAGCUCCUGAAUAACCAGCCUUGCCCUUCACCCUGCUCCCUUCUCUCCCCUUCUUCACAGCUCUGACUCCCAUGUAGCUUUGUCUCUUUAUCCCUCUAGCCUCUUGCUGAGGCAAAUUCAACCCUUAUAUAUUAUUUUCUCUGGCCCCCUCCACCAUCACAGUAGUAGAGGCACAGGGAACAUGGGGAAGAUGAAAAAUUCAAUUUGCAGCCACUUGCCUAAGGGUGGACCAGUUUCUCCGUGGGAUAAGUCUCUUGGAUCUGUACCUAUGCUGGCCCUAUGAGGCUGAAGAGCAAAGACUGAGGUUGAGAGAGGGACCCCUGACAAUGUAGGAGGGAGGAGGAAGUCUUUAGAGUAGGGUGCCCAAGGGUGGGGUAUAGGCACUAUUCUGCCGGUUACAACAUUCACGCUUCAGGUAACGUUUUUUCCCCUUUAGCUCCUUCUGCACCACCACCUCCAACUUCCCUCCUAUGAGCCAAGCCAGUGGGGACUGAAGCCUCCUUUUCCCCUGGGCAGACCUAAAUCAAGCAGCUUCCACAUUAGAGCAUGCUGAGUAGAUUAGUUCCAAGGAAGGGAGACUGGGACUGGUAGAGGCAAGGAAAAGUUUUCUCCAUCAUCUAGUCUAGGACAAGAAGGGGCAGAGGUAGAAGAGGUUCAAGGGGCCACAGGCAGGGAAAUGGAACUAGAGUAGAUUUGAGGAGGAAAGAGAAAUAAAGGAGGGGGAGAUCUCUGAAGAUGUACUAUAUGAGGGAUUCUUGGGCUUUGCUAACCUGCCUACCUCUGACCCCCCAAGUCUAGCCAUCCCCGAGGCCACACAAAUCAAGUGAAUCCUGUAGUUCCCCCCUGCCCCACUGUGGAGUCAGGGCAGAAGUGGAAUAGCCACUCUAUGUGAUUUUAGCAUGUUUAAUAAUUAUUAAAAAAAACCCAACAAACCCUCAAGUGGGAUCAUUUAACCUCUACUUCUGUUUUUCUGGGGAGGAAUAUGAAUGCAAGCCUGAGCUGGCCUCAGGGAGGGUGGUAGAGCAAACUACACGGAUGCUUUGGUGGCUCAGGAAACUGACGCUGCCUGAGCAAUUUUCAGACUGAAGCCCACCCCUAGCUUCCUUCCCCCGACCUCGCCCUCACCCUCACUCACCACCCACAUUGUCUUUAUCUGCUGCUGUCACCACCCCCGGUGCACACCUGCAAGGGCGCUCCUCUCCUUCCCUUUCCCCUCCCAGCUGAGAACACACUUGAUAUAUAUCCCUCUGAAAACAAACUCAGUCUUCCUCGCUCCUUAUCCCCAAAUGACCUACCCUGGCUGUCCCUCCUGCUUUGUUUUCCCCCCACAUACCCCCUCCCCUCCCACUGUUUAUCACACUUAGGGGGAGGAGAAGGUGACUCUAGGUCAGUAGAGAGCACUCCUGUCACACCGAAGAUUUUAAACCCUGAAUUAAAUAAAAUGGUGGCUUUCAAGUGACACUCACA
Molecule: messenger RNA, 1925 nt
Organism: Equus caballus (horse)
Lineage: Eukaryota; Metazoa; Chordata; Mammalia; Perissodactyla; Equidae
Source: RefSeq, a predicted model, not a curated record